Molecule: messenger RNA, 1229 nt
Organism: Naegleria gruberi
Lineage: Eukaryota; Heterolobosea; Eutetramitea; Acrasida; Naegleriidae
Exons: 2
Coding region: 76-1104 (342 amino acids)
Biological process (GO): tRNA threonylcarbamoyladenosine modification
Source: RefSeq, a predicted model, not a curated record
CAACUUUAACUUGCCUCAAAGCUUCAUUUUUGAUUAACACACACAGUAGUAGACUUCUAUUGUCCAUUAAUCAAUAUGUUAUCGAGCAACAGCAGCAGAAGAAGAAGUAUCAAUCUCAUCCAUCAAAUUCAAUCCAUCACCAAAAACAAUGGAAAGUUUAUACUUGGAAGUGCGGCCAACUGGACUACCACUAAUUGGAAUCAAUCUACAAAAUUCAUCGGAGAAAGAACAUUCAGUACUCACUCUUGUUUAAAUGGGCCAGAGUUGAAAAAGCAACAGAAAAUGGAUGAUUAUAAAUAUUCGGCUAGAGAAAUACCAUCCCAGGUCACUCCCACCUAUUUUGAAGCAACUUUUGUUGUCAAUUCAGUUGAAGAAACUAGAAAUUUGGCCGAAAGAUUUUCAUCCAUGUUGGAAUCUACAGAUGUUGUCUUAUUAAUUGGUGAUAUGGGAAGUGGAAAAUCUGUUUUUGCAAGACACGUUAUCAGAGUAUUGGAAAAGGAUAUGAAUCUCAAUGUUCCAUCACCAACAUUUUUGCUAGAUAAUAUUUACGAAUCCAAAAUGACGAGCAAGAAAGUAUUAUUAUCCAAUAAUACAACAACAACAAAUACCUCAUCAGAACAAUCAGAAAGUAAAGAAGAAAAAACCUCAACAUUAUCGGAACCAGUGGUAGAAAAUUCACCAGCCCAAGAACCUACCACAACAACCAACGAACAACAAACCAAUACCUCAUCAGAACAAUCAACAACAUCAGAAAAUGUUUUUAAUUUGCAAUCGACAGCUUCUCUCAUCAUGGACUCUGCCGAAAGUCUGAAACAAAAGAGAGAAAUGUUACAAAAAGAAUUGGAAUCCCGUAAGGAUGCAGAAGUCAUGUUAAAGAAGGUUAUUUAUAGAGGUAUUCGUGCAUUUGGUGUUCUGUUUAUUUCUGUUUGUUUAUUGAUUUGGGCUGUAAAGAGGAAGAAUUUGGAAGCCAAGGUUAAAAAGUUCAAUGACAAGAUUAAAAAGAGUGAAGAGAAGGAACAAGAAUUGGAAAGAGAGCUCGAAGCUAAUUUCUCUUACAUUAAAAAAGAUAUUGAAAAUAAGAAUGGUACUUCAACCAGUCAAUAGAUGCUAAUAUUUUAGAAUCGGCUUACAUCUUUAAUUUGAAUUGUAAACAGAGCAUAACAAAUUUCAAAUGGACUUUGUCAAACUAAAAAUAAUCAUCAAUAAAAAACAAGUAAUAUUAUUUUUUU